Symbiodinium sp. CCMP2456 is the source of this 1367-nucleotide messenger RNA. The record is from the annotation of a GenBank genome assembly. Lineage: Eukaryota; Dinophyceae; Suessiales; Symbiodiniaceae.
GGCCAUCUUCCUUUAACAGCAACGACUCUCUCGAGACACAGCCAGUGGACAUCAUGGGUGUGCCAACCCCCACUGAGGAUCCCGGUCCACCCGAGAACAUGGCCCCCGAGACAGCUCGUCGCCUGUAUCAAGGCGGCACCAGAACUCUUCAAAUGGCCCCGGCCCCAGAACAGGCCCAGGCCAAGAAGAAACCCGAACGCCUUGAGCCGGCCCCGAAGACGCCCCCACGCCGCAGACCGCCGACUUCUCCAGAAGGCUCACCGGCCCCGAAGACUCCUGAACGCCCCAGAGCGGCCCCGCAUAGUCCAGAAGCACCAGCCCCGAAGAGUCCCGAACGCCUCCCAGCCCCGACGGUUGGCCCAGCUGCCCCAAAGGGUCCCUUUCCGAAUGGUGUGGAACGCCCGCCGGCCCCCAAUCCCGAACGCCCGGCCCCGAAUGCUGUGGAAUGCCCACUGGCCCCUAAGACUCCCGAACGCCUGCCCGUCAGUGCUGGUGACGCUGCUGGUAGUGGUGAAAAGUUCACUCCCGACGCUGAGGUCAAGCUCAUUUCGCCGACAACGCGUGCUGAGCAGCUGGUCUUGAGAACCAGUGCGAAAAAGAACAAGAAGGGCAAGAAGAGGGUUUCCCGCAGCAAGGGCAACAAGAAGCGUUCCCGUGCUGUAACCUCACCCAGCGGACGCCGAAGGAGUUUGUUGAAGAAGCGACGGCGCUCAGCUUCGUUUGCCGAUCCCGAGGCUACAGCAGGCCCUGAUGAGGCUGAGAAGUUGGGCCAUGAGCACGAGGCGGGCGAGGACGGCGAUUGGGCUCCCGAGCCUGAUGCUAAGGUUCUUGCAAGCAAGCCGUCCCGAAAAGGGAAGGCCAAAGCGACGAAGGCGGCAUCGGGCGAUGAUGAGGCUGUCAGUGGCAAGCCGAAGCGUGAUACCAAUGCAAGGCUGUUGAUGAUUAGUUUCGCAAGGGAGUUCUACGAGCAUCGUCACGAUUCAAUUGCUCAGUUCAAGCUGCGGAUUUGUGAGGUGUUGCCCGAGGCCACGAGGUAUAAAGUGGCCUUGCUGAACAAGUACUGGACUCGAUACUCUUGUGGGGUGACCAUCAAGGAGACCAGGAAGGACAUCACAUCUUUCCACAUCCCACACAGCAAGGUUUUGCCGAACCUUCGCUUGUGUGUGACGUUCCGUUGUGCACUGCUGCUAGUGCAGUUCUUGGACAUGCUCUUCCUGUGUGAGGAUUGCCCGAACACAGGGCUUUCCUACCGCGAGUUGGGUGUCGAACACCUGGUCCAGACCAGUGUGGUCAAGGAGUUCAUCGAAGCGCUGAAGCAAGACGGCCAGGAAGCUGUCGAGGAGAUGGCCGAGCAGUGGGAGAUGUGA